This is a messenger RNA of Patella vulgata (common limpet), 879 nucleotides long. Its product is annotated as cleavage and polyadenylation specificity factor subunit 5. Gene Ontology annotation, cellular component: mRNA cleavage factor complex. The coding region runs from base 29 to 706 and encodes 225 amino acids. The record is from RefSeq and is a predicted model, not a curated record. Gene Ontology annotation, molecular function: mRNA binding. The transcript has a single exon. NCBI's taxonomy places the organism in Eukaryota, Metazoa, Mollusca, Gastropoda, Patellidae.
AAUUGAAUUCGGUCUAAACCACAGGACAAUGGCGUCGAAUAGGAGUAUUGCUGGGUGGCCUAAAGGUUCCGCCGGGGCCUCUUACGGUGGGAAAAUGGGUUCAGCACCACCUCUUACGAUAGAAAGAACCAUUAACUUAUACCCUUUGACUAAUUACACGUUUGGAACAAAAGAACCCUUGUAUGAGAAGGACAGCUCUGUACCGGCUAGAUUUCAAAGGAUGCGAGAUGAUUUCGAAAAAAUUGGAAUGAGGCGAUCGGUUGAGGGAGUUUUAAUUGUGCAUGAGCAUUCUCUACCUCAUGUAUUACUUUUGCAACUUGGUACAACAUUUUUCAAAUUACCUGGUGGCGAAUUAAACCCAGGAGAAGACGAAGUUGAGGGCCUGAAACGACUGUUGACAGAGACCUUAGGGAGACAAGAUGGCGGACCAAUGGAAUGGGUAAUCGAAGACACAAUUGGAAAUUGGUGGAGACCAAAUUUUGAACCCCCACAGUACCCGUACACACCAGCACACAUCACUAAACCUAAAGAACAUAAGCGUCUUUUCUUGGUACAAUUACCAGAAAAGGCUCUUUUUGCUGUGCCGAGAAAUUAUAAACUUGUUGCGGCACCGUUGUUUGAACUUUAUGAUAAUUCAGCUGGAUAUGGACCCAUAAUUUCAAGUUUACCCCAGACACUGAGUCGUUUUAAUUUCCUAUACAACUAGGUGUAGCAAAUAACACAUUCUUUUAUUUAAAAGUGUGGAGUCGAAGAAUCAAGACUGACAUUUGUGUGUGGCUUCUGACAAUAAACUGACACACAACUCAAAGACAUUUUUAAUCAUUUCAAAACAUCAUUUCCAGACUAUCAUUUAUUUCAAAUAAAGUUUUUAUCACAGUG